UACUGAUCUUCAUGUGACAGUUGGUUGGCAACGGUUGGCAACAGCCCCUCCCAGUGUGUAGUGUCCAGCCCCUGAGGUUAGCAACAGAGAACACGAUUGGACAGAAGGAUUGGAAGAAGGAGAGAACCAAACAACCUUCUGUAGAGUGACAAUAGAGUAGAGUGAACUUCAAAUCACUUCUUCAUUAGAUUUUUUGCUUGGUAGUGGCACCAUUUCUGGGCAAAGGCUAUAGAAACAGGAAGUUGUUACUGGUGGUUGGGCCUGCUAAUCAUCAAACGGACGGUUCCUGGUGGAGGCCCAGAGUCUGCACGUGUAGCGAUGUGUGCAGAGAGGAAGAGGCCCCUUACCUGCUACCUGACUCAGACUCUGGCUGUGACCUUCAACUUGCCCCCGGCCCCACCAUGUUGAACAAUGCCUCCCUGGUCUACAUCGUCCUGGAGCUGGUGAUCGCCUGCCUGGCCGUGACUGGUAAUGUGCUGGUCUGCUGGGCCGUGUGCCUCAACAGCACCCUGCAGAGCAUUACAAACUACUUUGUGGUGUCCCUGGCAGUGGCAGACAUCGCUGUGGGCUUGCUGGCCAUCCCCUUCGCCAUCACUAUCAGCACAGGCUUCUGCGCCAACUUCCAUGGCUGCCUGUUCAUUGCCUGCUUCGUGCUGGUGCUCACUCAGAGCUCCAUCUUCAGCCUGCUGGCCAUCGCUGUGGACCGCUACAUUGCCAUCAAGAGACCUCUCAGGUAUAACAGUCUUGUGACGGGCGGGAGGGCGAAGAGCAUCAUCGCAGUGUGCUGGGUUCUCUCUGUGGGCAUCGGCCUCACGCCCAUGCUGGGCUGGAACAGGGGUGUCAAUGCCACCAACAGCAGCUCAUGCUCCGAGGGCAUGACAGAGUGCCUGUUUGAGGGUGUGGUGACCCUGCACUACAUGGUCUACUUCAACUUCUUUGGCUGUGUGCUGGUGCCUCUGCUGGUCAUGCUGGCCAUCUAUGCCCGCAUCUUCAUGGCGGCUCGGCGCCAACUGAGGCUGAUGGACCUGAAGCUGGCUCACAUGCACACCCACGGGACAAGUUCGUCGUCCACGUCUUCCCGCUCCACCCUGCAGAAGGAGGUCCACGCGGCUAAGUCUCUGGCCAUUAUCAUGGGGUUGUUCGCCUUCUGCUGGCUGCCCCUGCACAUCAUCAACUGCUUCAACCUGUUCUGCCAGGACUGUGGGCGCCCACACAUAUGGGUGAUGAACAUUGCCAUCAUCCUGUCCCACGCCAACUCCGUGGUCAACCCCUUCAUCUACGCAUACCGCAUCCGGGAGUUCCGCCACACCUUCCGCAGGAUCCUGCGCCAGCACGUGCUGGGACACCAGGAGGGGAAUGGGGGUGACAGAGGGGUGGGCGGCAACAUUAGUGUCAUGCGCACCACCACUCGCAUCAACAUGGUGGAUGGAUCACGUGGCACCAUGGUGAACAGUUAUGCCCUGGAGCCCAGCCCCAAACUCAGCCCCACUAGGACUCCCAUAGGGACCCAUAGAGCUGAGAAAGAGGCUUCCUCUACCUUCUGUCAGUGGUCGCCACCACGGUCAGACCCUGCACCAAUCAGCUACAUCCAAAAUGGAUACCACAGUGGGGAUGCCCCACUGUCGCUUAGUGUGGUUCAAAGUGGGGUUGAGACUAAGAACCUUGGGGGAACAACAGAGGUGAUGGAGGUGACAGUGGAAACAUCUAAUUUGUGCACGUCAGGCCUCUGUCCCCCUCACAAACCAGCUCUAACCACUCAGUAGAACUCAUUGAGGUGUCAUGAUAUAGUUAUCCCCGUGUUGGACAAGUUACUGAUACCCCAACGUACAUCAUCAACUACAAGGGGGAGAAGUGAGGGACCAAACUUAAAGCAUGUUCCCUACGCCUGUAAAAAAUGGACCUAAAUCUUGGAAAUGCUUGCACUGAGAAGAAAUAGCAUUUCUUUCUUUAGGAGGGAGACUCCUUAGCCUGGAAAGGAAACAACAAACUGGUAUUAAAUUACUUCCAGCCAUUAAACUUUUUUCUUUCUUCAAAUGAUUGUAUUUGUUGAUCACAAAGCUGUUAUUUGAGGACAUAUUUUGUAUACGUCACCUCUAAGGCUUUUUACAGUAGGCUAAUAGUCUUUCUAAACGUAAAGAUCGAUCACAUUAUAAAUGAAUGGACUGGUCUAACCUGUUGUAUGCUGACAGAUUAUGUUACAGACAGACCAAAACCAUAAUGACCCUAACGACUGCGCAACACUUAAUGAUACAAUAUCCAGUAUUGCUGGUCAACCACUAUGCAGUUAAUGAAACUACUGUAUGUCAGUGUGAAGCUUCUGAAAUGUAUUCUCUUCCUUUUGUAAUGCAGUAUUUCAAUUCUGUCAUAUUCUGUUUUCAAAAGCUGGCCCCUUGUGUUUAUUGUCAGAUUAUUAAAAGU
Messenger RNA from Oncorhynchus tshawytscha (Chinook salmon), 2418 nucleotides. RefSeq names its product adenosine receptor A2b-like. The transcript is spliced from 2 exons. Bases 402 to 1763 code for a protein of 453 amino acids. Gene Ontology annotation, cellular component: membrane. Gene Ontology annotation, molecular function: G protein-coupled adenosine receptor activity. Lineage: Eukaryota; Metazoa; Chordata; Actinopteri; Salmoniformes; Salmonidae. Gene Ontology annotation, biological process: G protein-coupled adenosine receptor signaling pathway; adenylate cyclase-activating G protein-coupled receptor signaling pathway. The record is from RefSeq and is a predicted model, not a curated record.